Rhododendron vialii is the source of this 1652-nucleotide messenger RNA. RefSeq names its product methylsterol monooxygenase 1-1-like. Gene Ontology annotation, biological process: sterol biosynthetic process. Bases 190 to 1083 code for a protein of 297 amino acids. Gene Ontology annotation, molecular function: C-4 methylsterol oxidase activity; iron ion binding. The record is from RefSeq and is a predicted model, not a curated record. NCBI's taxonomy places the organism in Eukaryota, Viridiplantae, Streptophyta, Magnoliopsida, Ericales, Ericaceae. The transcript is spliced from 5 exons.
UGCCGUUCUCUUUGAUCCAAGAGAGAAGAGAAAGAGGGAGGGGAAAACAAUCUCCUUUUUGCAAAACCAUCCUCUGCAUUCCUCUCCCUCUCUUCCUUCACCAUCUUCUCUUUCUCUCUCUACAAAACACCUACAUCCAGAGAGAGAGAGGGAGAAUAAGACUCGUAUUCAAACAACACCCAUGCAAAAAUGCUGCCAUUCCAAACAAUGGGGGAGGCCGAGGCGUCGCUUGGGAGGAACCUGACGUUUGCAGAGACAUUAUGGUUCAAAUACUCCGCCGACAAAUCGGACUACUUUCUCUAUUGCCACAACACCAUCUUCCUGUUCGUCUUCUACACUUUGCUCCCUCUGCCGUGCGCCGCCGCCGAGCUCCUGAGGUCCUACAAGGUCGACAGAUUCAAGAUCCAACCCAAGGUCAGGAACAACCUGUGUCGCAUGUUCAAAUGCUACAAGGAUGUCAUGACCGUUUUCGUCUGCGCUGUGGGUCCCCUCCAACUCUUCUCUUUCCCUGUGGUUCAGGCGAUUGGCAUAAGAACCGGAUUGGCAUUGCCAUCAGUAUCAGAGAUGUUCUGGCAAAUACUAGUGUACGUUCUUGUUGAGGACUACACAAACUACUGGCUUCACAGGAUGCUACACUGCAAAUGGGGCUACGAUAAGAUCCACAGGGUCCACCAUGAGUACACUGCUCCCAUUGGAUUUGCAGCUUCCUAUGCUCACUGGGCAGAGGUUUUAAUCCUCGGCUUCGCAUCGUUUCUCGGUCCCUUGAUCGUUCCUGGCCACAUGAUCACUCUCUGGCUCUGGAUGAUCCUGAGGCAGCUGGAAGCCAUUGAGACUCAUAGUGGAUAUGAUUUCCCAUGGAGCCCCUCAAAGUAUAUUCCAUUCUAUGGAGGAGCAGAGUUCCAUGACUAUCACCAUUUUGUUGGGGAAAAAAGUCAGAGCAACUUCGCCUCAGUCUUCACUUACUGUGACUCUCUUUAUGGAACUGACAAGGGAUACUGCUACCAUAAGGAAGUGUUCGGAAAGUUGAGGGAGAAAUCUGGAGGCAAAUAUGACAUUUCAAUGGAAGAUCUGAAAGCCGAGUAGGAGCCAUUUUUUCCGAUCUCCGUUUUGAAGAGUCCCGGUGCGUACUACUCUCCAUUCAAGAUCAAGAAAAGCCGAACAUAUGCAUUGUUUUACCAACUGCCUCGAUUUCUUGCAUAUCCAGCUAUGCUUUCAUUCUUUUUUUCGGGGGCAUUUUUGAUGUGUUGUGUAGAAAAUGUCGUAUAGAAAAUCUUCCCUCUUGGAAUAUACGCGUGUAUAACUUGCCUAGUACAAAUAGUUUUAUGACUUAUCGCGAUUGCAGUUUAUCAAACUUCAAAUGUAAAACAGUUUCUAACUUGUUGCAACAAUGAGCUAUUAUGUAAAGUACGUAGCAAGUACAAGUAGUUUACAUCAUUUCUGAAACCUACGAUGGUUAUUAUCAAGUUGUAAUCAUGUGAAAAGACGAUUGAGAGAAUGUUAUUCAUUGGAUUUCCAGAACUCCUCGAAAACAGAAUCCUCCAAAAGCAAAAAAAAUUAAGAACGCGACAGAGGCAGAGAAGCCUUUGCAGUUUAUGGCAUUGCAAACCAUACAUUUCCAGAAGAACUCCUCGAAAACAGAAUCCUCCAAAAGC